Ailuropoda melanoleuca (giant panda) is the source of this 5656-nucleotide messenger RNA. It is a transcript of the gene SLC41A3, whose product is annotated as solute carrier family 41 member 3. Gene Ontology annotation, molecular function: monoatomic cation transmembrane transporter activity. Gene Ontology annotation, cellular component: plasma membrane. The transcript is spliced from 10 exons. Bases 3229 to 4614 code for a protein of 461 amino acids. Lineage: Eukaryota; Metazoa; Chordata; Mammalia; Carnivora; Ursidae. The record is from RefSeq and is a predicted model, not a curated record. Gene Ontology annotation, biological process: monoatomic cation transport.
UUUCACUACAUCUGUAUCUUUGGGGUAAAUACCUAGUAGUGCAAUUGCUGGGUCAUAGGGUGGCUCUAUUUGUAAUGCCUUGAGAAACCUCCAUUCACGUUUACCAGAGUGGCUGUACCAAGUUGCACUCCCCCAACAGUAUAAGAGGGUUUCUCCACAACUUUGCCAACACUUGUUUCCCCGUCUUGCUGAUUUUAGACAUUCUCACUGGUGUAAGGUGGUAUCUCAUUGUGGUUUUGAUUUGUAUUUCCCUGAUGCGAAGUGAUGUGGAACAUUUUUUCAUGUGCCUGUUGGGCCUUUGAUUUCUCAUUUGCAAAAACAGAAGGUUGUACUUCCUGGUGAACAUCCUGGAGAUAUUUUUGUGAGUCUGGUGAUGGAUUAAAUGUGAAAUGAUUCAGCGUGAAAGGGCAUUGAGAAGCACAGAUGGCUACACAAGGGAGUGAGCUUUCAUUCGUUCAUUUAUUUAUUCAUUUGCAGGUCUUGGAGCUGAGUAUGGUUGGUUGGUCCUCACCUCUGCUCCUGUUCCUUGGGUUUCCUUCAGAGCACUUAUCACAGAUCGUAAUUACAUUUUCAUUUUGUGAUUGGCUGCCACGCUGGAAGGCUCUGAGUGUGUGUCUUUCAGCUAACAGAAGUACCAUGACACUUAGACCAAGAGUCUGGCAAAUAUUAGGCCCUCAGUGCUAAUUUGUGAAGUAAAUGAGUGACUGCUUUCCCCUGCUCUGAAGAUUGCAGCAGUGAGUCAGCCAGACUCCAUCACGAGAGGAGUGCACUCCAGGAGGGGAGAGUCGAUGUAUGUGCAUUUUUCAGAAAAACAGCUUUGGGAAUUCUGGGGAAGAUGUUAGGCUCUGGCCAGGAAACUCGGGUGGCCUCAAAGAUGAGAAGGCAUCUUAGUUGGCCAUGGGGUUUGACAGGAGUUUGGCCUGAGCAGUGUGUGGAACCUGCAGAAGGACUAGUGUGAACAUAGGCACAGCCCAUGUGAGGGUCCUUGGAAGUUCCUUCUAGGCUGUGUGGUGUAUGACCAUGUUCUAGAAAGAGAGAGUGCUCAAAUGGAUGCUUUCCCCCCCAAAUUAUGAGGGACCUUGAAUGUCUGGCCAUUGAAUCUCGACUUUCUCAGGUAAUGAGUUGACAGCUAUUGAGGAUAUCUGGGCAAGCAGGUGACUUGGAGAUGUCAUAUAAAAUGUUAAUGUGAAGAACAUGUAUUACUUCUGGUGGACAGAUGGGUUAGAAGGUAGUAAGGGCCCUGGUGAAGUGGUGUCCAUGAGCUGGAGAGGAAGGGAUAGACAGGGGAGAGACAUGGGGACAAGCAGAUUGGAUGUGGGCUUGAGGUGGUCAGGGGAUGGGCGAUCAGAGUGGGUUUUGGGUUCCUGGCAGAACCAUUCAUUGAGGCAGGAGGCUUGGGAGAGGGGUUGGAAGGAACGAUCAUGGAAGACUGAUUGAGUUACACGGGGGUUACACGGGACCUCAAAGCUCAGGGGAGGCUUGGUAGUUAUUAGUUAUCUGAGAUGAGAAAAGUAAGAGUGGGGAUGAGGCUCCCCAGAUGUCCCAGUUACCUGUUGCUAUGCAGCACACCACACCCAAAUUUCGUGGCUUGUUUCAAGCCAGUCAUUCGUGUGAUCGUGAAUCUGCAGUUUGGAUAGGGCUUCGUGAGAAUGGAUGUCUGCUCCGUUGUGGCAUCUGCUGCGGUGGUGUGCUGUGCGUUGUACACAGUGCAGGCCACCUCACUUACACGAUGUGACAGUUGCUGCUGGCUGUCACCUGGAAUCACAGCUGGAGCGCCCAUGGGGGCCUCUCUCUGUGACCACUUGAGCUCCUCAUAGUGUGGUAUCUGCGUUUCAAGCCUGAGCAUCUCAGGAUAUGGGAAGUGGAGAUGCAGUUUCUCAAGAACCAGACUGGCAUAAUGUCUUCUUCUGUGUUCUACUGGUCCAGCAGUCACAAGUCAAAGGGAGAAAUGUCCGAGAAGGUUAGAGCUCAUUAUGUCUGGCUCCAAGGAAAGGCUUAAAGAUAUCUGUUGAAUGAAUGAGUAAAUGAAUUGUGUGAGGACAGAUGCAGAGAGAGGAAUAUCUGGGGCUUGAGGGAGGUAGUUGGAGGGGUUUAGCUGGAGUUGGUGAGGAAGUAGAUAGGCUUGAGGAAGUCAGUAGGAUCUAGGCUGGUGAGGACCAUGAACUCCAGGUUAAGGGGAUGGAACCGGAGUGUGGGAUAGACUAUCCAACAUAGGGGAACCAGCUAAGUUGCCUGAGAGGAACAGGAACAGGCCCAGAUCAAGGGCCUGGUCCAGGUGAAGUCCUCUCGGGUCAGUAGGUGAGUGUGCUUCUGACCUUGGGCUUCUUUUGGCUGUGGCCUUGGUCCUUGCUCCAGCCAGCCCUCAGGCCUGCCACUCUGUCCCUGGUACCUGUGGAAUACACAGAGCACACCCAACAGUAGAAUAGCUGGCAGUCAAAGGUGACACCCCAGCCAGAGUGUGUGCUCGCUCCAGGGCCUCCCCUGGGUUGGGGCAGUCAGCAGGAUAUUAGGGUUGGUCUAACCUUUGUAGCAGAUGAGAGUGGUGGGGUUGCUUUGGAAGCAUGUGGCUCCUUCUGGGCCCUUGAGAGAGAACAGGGCUGCAUUUCCUCUGUGAACACAGCUUCUUCAUAUGGCCAUGAGCCUUUGGACUCUGAAGUCAAGGUGAUUCUUUCUUGGGUACCGGCAGCCCUCUUGACCUUGAGGAAUGAACUCCUCAGGGCCCUGUAGGAGUGGGUCCUUUAUGCUGAGAUUUCUCCAGGCCCUUCUCUGCAGAGAGUAGAAGCAGCCUGGGGUGUGUGUGCAGAGGUGGACAGGAUUCUUUGUAGCCCUCACCAAGGCCAGGCCUCAUGUGGCUCGUCUCCCUGAGUGCAGUGUGGGCUGGAUGCUGUCAAGGUCACUGAGAGAGACUGUGAGUCUUCUUACGACAGUCCAGCUGAGGGAGGUCCCAGCUGACGCAGCAGCCACUCUCUGAGGAGGACCUGAUCUGCAGGGAGUGGGCAGACAGCAGGAGCUCGCCAAGGCCCUGAAUGAGGCUCUGUGUCACACUGGCCUCUGUUCCUUGUUUGCUCUCACCCUUGGCUGAGGGGCAGUCGGGGAGCCUUCCGGCAGCUCAGGGCACUGGCAACAGUACCUGUGUGGACCUCUUAGGAAACGUAUCCUGGUGUGGGCGAGGAGACAGAGGACAGACCUGGACGUCUUGCUCCUGCAUAUGUGGUUGGCAGCCUGACCAUGGUGGUCACCCAGCUGAAUCUGGAGUUUCGCUUGCAGGGCAAGAAGCUGCGAGGCUUCACCUGUGAGCUCACCAGGUACCCCCAUGGGGUCUUCCCUGAGACUGUCUUCACCAUCACUUGCCAGAUCGCGGUGCCCAUUCUACUCUCGGGCUUGGGCCUGUUGACAGCCGGCCUAGCGAUGAGCAGCAUCCAACACUGGCCUGUGUUUGUGGAGGUUAAAGACCUGUUGACCUUGGUGCCUCCCCUGGUGGGCCUGAAGGGGAACCUGGAAAUGACGCUGGCAUCACGACUCUCCACAGCUGCCAACACUGGACAAAUUGAUGACCCCCAGGAGCAGCACAGAAUUAUCAGCAGUAACCUCGCCCUCAUUCAGGUGCAGGCCACCGUUGUGGGGCUCCUGGCUGCUGUGGCUGCCCUGCUGCUGGGCGCUGUGUCUAGGGAGGAGUUAGACUUUGCAAAGGUGGAGUUGCUGUGUGCCAGCAGCGUCAUCACUGCCUUCCUCGCUGCGUUUGCCCUAGGAAUGCUCAUGGUCUGUAUAGUGAUUGGCGCUCGGAAGCUCGGACUCAAUCCAGACAACAUUGCCACGCCUAUUGCUGCCAGCCUGGGAGAUCUCAUCACGUUGUCCAUUCUGGCUUUUGUCAGCAGCUUCUUCUAUAAACACAAAGACAGUCGAUAUCUGACGUUGCUCGUGUGUGUUGGCUUCACGGCCCUGAUCCCUGUGUGGGUCCUCAUUGCUAAGCAGAGCCCACCCAUCGUGAAGGUCCUGAAGUUCGGAUGGCUCCCAAUCACCCUAGCGAUGGUCAUUAGCAGUCUCGGAGGGCUCAUCUUGAACAAAACUAUUUCUAAACAUGAGUACCAAGGCAUGGCUAUAUUUACUCCCAUCAUAUGUGGUGUUGGUGGCAAUCUGGUUGCCAUUCAGACCAGCCGGAUCUCCACCUACCUGCACAAGUGGAGCACGCCUGGUGUUCUCCCCCUCUGGAUGAAACAGUUCUGGCCUAACCCAUGCUCUACUUUCUGCACCUCAGAAAUUAAUUCCGUAUCAGCCCGAGUCCUACUCUCUCUGGUGGUUCCGGGCCAUCUGAUUUUCUUGUACAUCAUCUACUUGGUGGAAGGCCAUCUGGUCCCAAACAGUAAGAUCUUUGUGGCGCUCUAUCUGCUAGCAAGCCUGAUCCAGGUGACGAUUCUGCUGUACCUGGCAGAAGUGAUGGUUCGGCUGACAUGGCACCAGGCCCUGGAUCCAGACAACCACUGUAUCCCCUAUCUCACAGGGUUGGGGGACCUCCUAGGGACUGGCCUUCUAACACUCUGCUUUCUUAUGAACUGGUUAUUGAGGAAUGAAGCAGGGCUGGAUGGCUUCUCAGAACCAGCAUCUGGACCUCCCUAAUGAGCCCAGGCAACCCCAGUUGCUUGGUAGAAUUUUCCUUCACACCAGCAGGGUACAGAAUAUAGUUUCUCCCUGGCUGCGUCCUCAGGAAGGAUGGUUGGCACCCAGCCUCUGCAGUGGCCCUUUGUCAGUCUGCUAAGGACACUAACACACAUCUUAACUCUGGGGUUGGAACCUGAGCCUAUGAGCGUGUGGGAGGCCUGAAAUCAGAAGCAUUGUUUGUGUGUGUGUGACUACAUAUUCCUGGAUAUAAGUGAGAACCCAUGUGCUUGGUGAGUGCAAAUGAGUGCACGUGUUGUGUGUGGAGAGCAGGGGACUCUGGCCUGAAGACACUGAAGGAAGAGACAUGUCCAGUGCACUUGGGACAUAUGCUGGCACUGUUCUGUGCCCAUGCAGCCUGGAUUAGGGAGGAGCAGGAAUGAGAUGCCUCUGUGCCCAAGCCCCAGGACUGAGCUGUAGCUUAAGCACAGUCUUCACCAGGUCCGAGCUUCGUGGGGUGUUCUGCCAGUGUGCCUGCAAAUGUGCAGCCCUUCCCAGGACAGCCCUUCCUUGCACACCCUUCUGCUCCCAGUAUUUAAUCCUGUUGAUUUUUUUCUCUUUUUCUUUUUUUAUGUUUAAGCAAAACUCCUGUUUAGAUCUUGAUGAUCAGAGAGGUAUAAAAUAAAACAUAGGUUAUAUUAUACUUGGCCUUUGUGUCCUUAAAGAUGUUUAAUGCCACCAUGAGACUUGAGGUCUAUAAGUAACAAAAACCUCUGGUGUUUCCCCACUGUCUGUUUCUCAAACUGUGGUCUCCAGCAUGGAAGCAUCAACAUCAUGGGGAAACUUGUUAGAAAUGCAAGUCAUUAACCCUCCCUCCUCUAGGCCUGCCAAAUCAGCCUGUCUUGGGGCUCAGCAAUGUAGGUUUAAUAAGUCCUCCAUGUUGUUCUGAUACACUCUCACAUUUGAGAACCACUGCUCCAGAAUGCCCUCACUUUUUAAAAUAUAUUUUUACUUCCUAUUUCUUUUUUUCUUUUUUUAAAUUUAUUUUAUUUUUUUAUUUAGA